AGAAGUAGCAGCGCCGGCGUCGGAGGGCGUGCGCGCCAGGGAGUGCCCCGAGCCCGGACGGCGGGCGGCUGCGCGCGGGACCCCGGAGCCGGGACCGGCAGAGGGGGUGUGGCCAGCCUCCGAGUUAGCGCAUCCCUCGCCUGCCCCCGGGGCGGCCGACCAUGAGCGCCAUGAUCAGCGUGGACGCCCUCCCCGAGUACGAGAAGAGUCAGAUCAAGAGGGCCCUGGAGCUGGGCACGGUCAUGACCGUUUUCAGCUUCCGCAAGUCCACCCCGGAGCGGAGGACCGUCCAGGUGAUCAUGGAGACGCGGCAGGUGGCCUGGAGCAAGACGGCGGACAAGAUCGAGGGCUUCCUGGAUAUCAUGGAAAUAAAGGAAAUCCGCCCGGGGAAGAACUCCAAGGACUUCGAGCGUGCGAAAGCCGUCCGCCAGAAGGAAGACUGCUGCUUCACCAUCUUCUACGGCACCCAGUUCGUCCUCAGCACCCUCAGCUUGGCAGCUGACUCUAAAGAAGAUGCGAUGAAAUGGCUCUCUGGCUUGAAAAUCUUACACCAGGAAGUGAUGAGCGCGUCCACACCCACCGUGAUCGAGAGUUGGCUGAGAAAGCAGAUUUAUUCUGUGGAUCAAACCAGAAGAAACAGCAUCAGCCUCCGAGAGCUGAAGGCCAUCCUGCCGCUGGUCAACUUCAAAGCGAGCAGCGCCAAGUUCCUCAAAGACAAGUUUCUGGAAAUUGGCGCACACAAAGAUGAACUCAGCUUUGAGCAGUUCCAUCUCUUCUAUAAAAAACUUAUGUUUGAACAGCAAAAAUCGAUUCUCGACGAAUUCAAAAAGGACUCCUCCGUAUUCAUCUUGGGCAACACUGACCGGCCGGACGCCUCUGCUGUCCACCUGCACGACUUCCAGCGGUUUCUCUUACAUGAGCAGCAGGAACUUUGGGCUCAGGAUCUGAACAAAGUCCGUGAGCGGAUGACCAAGUUUAUCGACGACACCAUGAGGGAAACUGCCGAGCCUUUCUUGUUUGUGGAUGAGUUCCUCACGUACCUGUUUUCCCGGGAGAACAGCAUUUGGGACGAGAAGUACGACGUGGUGGACAUGCAGGACAUGAACAACCCCUUGUCUCAUUACUGGAUCUCCUCGUCCCACAACACGUACCUCACAGGUGACCAGCUGCGGAGCGAGUCGUCCACAGAGGCGUACAUCCGCUGUCUGCGGAUGGGCUGCCGCUGCAUCGAGCUGGACUGCUGGGACGGGCCCGACGGGAAGCCCAUCAUCUACCACGGCUGGACGCGGACCACCAAGAUCAAGUUUGACGAUGUGGUGCAGGCCAUCAAAGACCAUGCCUUCGUCACCUCCAGCUUCCCCGUGAUCCUGUCCAUCGAGGAGCACUGCUGCGUGGAGCAGCAGCGCCACAUGGCCAGGGUGUUCAAGGAGGUGUUUGGGGACCUGCUGCUGACGAAGCCCACGGAGGCCAGUGCCGACCAGCUGCCCUCGCCCAGCCAGCUGCGGGAGAAGAUCAUCAUCAAGCAUAAGAAGCUGGGCCCCCGAGGCGACGUGGAUGUCAACAUGGAGGACAAGAAAGAUGAGCACAAGCAGCAGGGCGAGCUGUACAUGUGGGAUUCCAUCGACCAGAAAUGGACCCGGCACUACUGCGCCAUUGCUGAUGCCAAGCUGUCCUUCAGCGAUGACAUUGAACAGACUGUGGAGGAGGAACCGCCCGUGAACACGCCCCCCACGGAGCUGCAUUUUGGGGAGAAGUGGUUCCACAAGAAGGUGGAGAAGAGGACAAGUGCCGAGAAGCUGCUGCAGGAGUACUGUGCCGAGACAGGGGGCAAGGAUGGGACCUUCUUGGUGCGGGAGAGCGAGACCUACCCCAACGACUACACCCUGUCCUUCUGGCGGUCAGGCCGAGUGCAGCACUGCCGCAUCCGCUCCACCAUGGAGGGCGGGGUCAUGAAGUACUACCUGACUGACAACCUCAUGUUCACCAGCAUCUACGCCCUCAUCCAGCACUACCGCGAGACGCACCUGCGCUGUGCCGAGUUCGAGCUCCGGCUGACCGACCCCGUGCCCAACCCCAACCCGCACGAGUCGAAGCCGUGGUACUAUGACGGGCUGAGCCGCGGAGAAGCGGAGGACAUGCUGAUGAGGGUUCCCCGGGAUGGGGCCUUCCUCAUCCGGAGGCGGGAAGGUACCGACUCCUACGCCAUCACCUUCAGGGCCAGGGGCAAGGUGAAGCACUGCCGAAUCAACCGGGAUGGCCGGCACUUCGUGCUGGGCACCUCCGCCUACUUUGAGAGCCUCGUGGAGCUGGUCAGCUACUACGAGAAGCACGCGCUCUACCGGAAGAUGAGACUGCGCUACCCUGUGACCCCCGAGCUCCUGGAGCGCUACAAUAUGGAAAGAGAUAUCAACUCCCUCUAUGACGUCAGCAGAAUGUAUGUGGAUCCCAGUGAAAUCAACCCUUCCAUGCCUCAGAGAACCGUGAAAGCGCUGUAUGACUACAGAGCCAAGCAAAGCGAUGAGCUGAGCUUCUGCCGUGGCGCCCUCAUCCAUAAUGUCUCCAAGGAGCCGGGGGGCUGGUGGAAAGGAGACUACGGAACCAGAAUCCAGCAGUACUUCCCGUCCAAUUACGUCGAGGACAUUUCAGCCGUUGAUGUGGAGGAGCUGGAGAAGCAGAUUAUUGAAGACAAUCCCUUAGGGUCUCUUUGCAGAGGAAUCCUGGAUCUCAACACCUAUAAUGUGGUGAAAGCCCCCCAGGGGAAAAACCAGAAGCCUUUCGUCUUUAUCUUGGAGCCCAAGAAGCAGGGCGACCCGCCGGUGGAGUUUGCCACGGACAGGGUGGAGGAGCUCUUUGAGUGGUUUCAGAGCAUCCGGGAGAUCACCUGGAAGAUAGACACCAAGGAGAACAACAUGAGGUACUGGGAGAAGAACCAGUCCAUCGCCAUCGAGCUCUCGGACCUGGUCGUCUACUGCAAACCCACCAGCAAGACCAAGGACAACUUAGAAAACCCCGACUUCCGAGAAAUCCGCUCCUUUGUGGAAACGAAGGCUGACAGCGUCACCAGACAGAAACCCAAUGACCUCCUCAAAUACAAUCAAAAGGCUCUGACCCGCAUCUACCCCAAGGGACAGCGGGUUGACUCCUCCAACUACGACCCCUUCCGCCUCUGGCUGUGUGGCUCCCAGAUGGUGGCACUCAAUUUCCAGACCGCAGAUAAGUACAUGCAGAUGAACCACGCUCUGUUUUCCCUCAACGGACGGACGGGUUACGUCCUGCAGCCCGAGAGCAUGAGGGCCGAGAAGUACGACCCCAUGCCGCCCGAGUCGCAGAGGAAGAUCCUGAUGACUCUGACGGUCAAGGUCCUCGGGGCUCGCCAUCUCCCCAAAACUGGCCGAAGUAUUGUGUGUCCCUUUGUGGAGGUGGAAAUAUGCGGAGCCGAGUAUGACAACAACAAAUUCAAAACAACAGUUGUGAAUGACAAUGGCCUAAGCCCUGUUUGGGCUCCAACGCAGGAGAAGGUGACAUUUGAAAUUUAUGACCCCAACCUCGCAUUUCUGCGCUUCGUGGUUUAUGAGGAAGAUAUUUUCAGCGAUCCCAACUUUCUCGCUCACGCCACUUACCCCAUUAAAGGCAUCAAAUCAGGAUACCGAUCUGUUCCUCUGAAGAAUGGGUACAGUGAAGACAUCGAGCUGGCGUCCCUCCUGGUUUUCUGUGAGAUGCGGCCAGUCCUGGAGAGUGAGGAGGAGCUCUACGCCUCCUGCCGCCAGCUGCGGAGGCGCCAGGAGGAGCUCAACAACCAGCUCUUUCUGUACGACACACACCAGAACUUGCGCAACGCCAACCGGGAUGCCCUCGUCCGAGAGUUCAACGUCAACGAGAACCAGCUGCAGCUCUACCAGGAGAAGUGCAACCGCAGGUUGAGAGAGAAGAGGGUCAGCAACAGCAAGUUUUACUCCUAGAAGCCGCGGUGCGUGCGCGCACGGGCGCGUUCACACGUGGGAGCAUGUGUGUGCCCGGGACGGGCUCAUCUGGGACGUCAUCCUCCCCUCAAGCCUGUCACCCAGACGACCUGUCCGAAGAAGACCCAGCUGGCAUGAAUUGGGCGAUUUCCUGCUAGUUUUUUCAUCUCGGACAAAUCUCUUAACUUAGAGUCUCUUUAGAGGAUGCCCAAAACGUGCUCGCUCGUGUUUGGCCUCGCGUGUUCCAAAGUCACUGAAUAAAAAAGCAUGAAAAAUCUCGAUCAGUUAAAGCUUCUGUGCACGACCUGCAGAGUGAGCAGGACUCCUUCUCGGGCCUCUAACGACCCAGGUAAUCGACUUCCUCAGAAGAUGAGCCCCGGUGUGUAAGGAACUCAUUCAUUAGCUUCCGGAAAGGAUUCUCACUAAAAGGCAAAGGAUCUGACAAUUAAGGCCAUCGGAUUUCACCAGGGCCCAGAGGAGCCCUCGCCCUGCCCCUGUCAAAGCACUUUACCUACCACCGGCUGACUAGCCGGCUGGACAGACCCGCGCUGUGCCUGAGAGGGGCUGGGGGUGAAACCUGUUCAUUAAGAUGGAGACUUGCUUUGUGACUGGAGCGAGUGGGGGUCAAGGGUAGAAGUCUUGGGGCCUCUUUGAAUACAAAGCCCAUCAGCGAUCAGAGCCCCUAAAGGUCAGCCAGCUUCCUCUCACCCCUGCUCUGUCCACACAAGAGCUGGCUGCACAGCCACCAGCCGGCUCGGGGGCGGGGGGGUGGGGGGCAGUUCUCCUCAGACAGGGGGUCACUGACUGAUUAAACGAGGUGAGGCAGGUUAAGGCUCUCUGGCUUAUCCAGUUUCCUGGAGCAGCGAGCAAAGCCUUAGCAAACUACAGAAGAAAUCGCCGCAGCAGCCCCCACCCAAGGGGCAGGCCCACCUAAGCCAAGAUUCAGUUCCUCUGCCUCGUGAGAUGCAACUGAAUGACUUGUGCAGAGGGAUGAUUUAACAAGGCUUUUUAAAGGCGAGGAUAGGGUGGGGUGUGGGGGCAGGGGAAGGGGCAGGAGAGCCACCACUUGGUCAGAGUGGAUGGAGAAACGACUUGGGAGAAAAAAAGUAACUAUGAGGAAAAAGCCAUCAUGUUGGGAAAGAACAAGGUAGCCGUGAGCCUGGUGGCCUUCCCUGGACAGGCCUGUGUCCUAGAAACCCAUUCAGCCCGCCCCUUGUUAGCCUGGGCUUGGCGUGCAUGAGUUGCGAAGGGUACCUUCAAACCGGCCACGCGCUGUUUGAUCUCAAAACCCCACCCCUUCGUUCUGCACAGGUUAUUCAAGUAUUUCCAUACACCAAGCUCUAUGCCAAAGUCCAGGGCUACAAUGUCUAAAGGAAAACCAAGGAAAAAUAAGAGCCAGGGUUCCUGGUCUCAUGGAAGCUAUCCAUUAGCUUAUAAAAGAAAUGCACUGUAUCUUCCACGGAGCCGGGAGUAUACCUAACAGCAGCCUGACCACGGUAGGGCUGUAAUGACUUUGUUAUUCCUUGUCGAGUUGCUGUUUUAUAUCUGGCACUUGGCAACUGACGGAAGAUAUUCCUGAUGGUAGCAAAGAAGGAUUAGAUGGACAAAAAAAAAAAAGGAUUAGAUGGAAAAGGCACCGAGCUGAAUGCUGCAGAGAAGAAAUUCUCAGGCCCUGUGCCCUUGCCCCAUUAGUUGUUGGCCAGGCAGUCACUGGGCCUGAUUAUUGCACCCCUACCCCCAAGGCCCUUUUGGCUCCAUCAUUACCUCUCCAAGCUCAGCUAUUGAUGUCAUUACCUCUGUUUUCAGCUCAGGGGUGCACAAAAGAUAUCAGCCUUCCCACUUCACCUCAGCUUCACGAAAAGCUAAGGCCAGGAUCCUCUUUCUGCCUAAAAUGGAUUUUCUGCUCCUGUGUCAAAGACAUUCAGAAGUGGCAGCAUAGAAGGCAGAAGCCAUGCAUCUUCUCAGCUGCUCUUCUGUAACAUCCAUACCCAGCCCCACCAUGCAGAGAUCAAGCGGGGGGCGAGGGGGGGUUAUACUCUUUAAAUGGUGUUGAAAAGAAUCCUCUCCCCUAAAACUGACUCUUCCUCCCUGGUGCUGCAGUGACUGAACCCACCAUUAGAAAAUAUUUGCUUUGGCAUUGUGAUUCUCUCCCCUUGAAGGGUAACACAUUAACCUGACUCUUGGUGGGGUUAGGAUUCUCUUGGGAACAACACACAGAGCGACAGUGAAGGGCACAGAUGACAUCCCUGCUCUUCGCAGAGCCUGUCCAGAUGCCACAUAACCUAAGUACAGAAUGUCUCUGGCUGAGAUUGUGGUUUAACAGCCAUGUAAUGAGCGCCACCAAUUCAGGUCAAGCAGACGGGUGACAGGAACAUUUAGAAAGAUGGCAGUGACACUGAUGGAUCCAAGCUGUGACUGCUUAUGUGUGCAACUGUCUUUCAAUAAUUAGGGCAAUGGUGAACAUCAGUUAUGACGUGGAAAAUAAAUGGAGGAGCCUGGGUAGACUCUGAGUUGGGGAAACUGAGGUUAUACCAAGUUUCUUCGCUGCUGUCCAACUUGGAUAUUCUAAUGUGCAUGGUGCAGAGGGGUGGAGAAUAUUGCAUUUCCCAAAUGUGAGCUCAAGAAAUAUCUUACGGGAUAGUUACAGUUGAAUACGUUUGAGAACCUGCUGCUUUUGUAAGAAGGUAACAUCAUCUCAUCAUUCAUAUGCUUUAUGACACAGUGAAAUCGAAUCGAAACUUAAGCCACCAAGGCCAUUGGUCUCUCAGCUGGGCCAGCCUUGCCCCCAGCAGUCUACCAAUUCUGAGAUCCCCAUCUUCCUCCUGUACUUUCUUAAGACUCAUCUGCCUGAGAACAUGCCCUUUUCUCCACUUAGAGAAGAAAACAGAUCUUUCCCCAUAUUCGGUCUCACGGUAGAGCAGGCGGGACUCAAGAUGUAAAAUUCAAAACGUGGUGUCUGGCAAGUGAAAGCCUCCAGGCAGGAUACAAAUCCUUCUGCAGUUCUAGUGGCUCCCCAUUCUUCUCUCUCAACAAAGCUGAAGGAACACCCAAGAUUGCUGAGUGUUUAUGUUAGCAUGCAAUUGUGAAGCUGGGAGGAAUUCAGUGACCCUGCUAUCCCCAAUCUUCCCGUUCCCAUCUCUGUGAACAAGGCUCGUCAGCAUUGCUAUACAUAACAUUGAAAAGAAGAAUGGAGUUGAUACUGUACCAUGCCCAUUCUAACAGAUAAUAUUAACCUACACAGAGAUCAAAUAACUGGGGGGGGGGGGCCCUUCUUGAACUCGUCACGGGCUACACUGCCAAUGCAAUUUUACUGUGUUUAAUAAUUUACUUAAAAUGUGCAUGCUGCUUGUUUAUCGAUCAGGCUCCACCCAGAAGAAGUUUAAAAAUAUAUGGAGCCUUAGGAUGAUAUGCAACUAAACAACAUAAAAGCCAAGAAUCAUUAGGCUAAAUUUUUGAGGAGGAAGUCGAAUAAAAAUACAAAUUCAAUGAGUAAAAAAGGAAAGUGUGGCAUUUCUUACUAUUAAAAAUUGCCUUAUUUGUGUGAGUUUUUCCAAGGAUGAUCAUCAGCUAGGGUGUGUAGAGCCUCUUGGCUUAAGGGGGAAUUUAGACACCAAGAUGCAGUGUCUACAACAUGCCUGCACUUCUAUCCUUUGCAACUAUUAUGGAAAACAUUAAGCAUCAAUUCAGAAACAUAAGGGGAUAUACAGGUUUUCAAAAUUCAUGUAUGAGGUCUCUGAGCAUAAAAUUUUAAGACUGCUGACUUAGAAUUACUAGGGAUGAGUUGUAUUUGGAAAUAAGAAGACCAGCUAAAAGGGGCUUUAGCUCUUUUAAUUUUUAGACGGAAUGUAACUUAAGUGACACCUAAAUUUCUGGAGAUAAUCCUAAAAGCCUAUAUAUCCUUGCCAACAGAAAGUUAGUAGUUAGAUGAAGAAAUAUGCAGAAUUACAAAACCGGCAUUUGGAAAAUAGUGAUUUGUCUCAGGCUUUUUUCAUUCUCAAAAGAGGUUCUUCCUGAAGAGCCAGAUUCCACGGUGAUCUUGUCUCAGAAAUGUCCAUAUUUCUCAUUUUUUGAUAGGCUUUAAAAAGCUGCAUUUGUAAACUUGUGUUUCAUUAUUAAAGCUUAAUUUAUUUUUUAUAUGAAUAGUGUGUGCUGGUGUGUACAUAGAGAAUCAUGAGUCACAUAAAAUGUUGACUGUUGUUCAUGUGAAAACCAAACGGCUGUAUCACAUUUUUAAAGAAUAAAAAUUUGGUCUAAUUGAA
Sus scrofa (pig) is the source of this 8218-nucleotide messenger RNA. RefSeq names its product phospholipase C gamma 2 (gene PLCG2). The record is from RefSeq and is a predicted model, not a curated record. Gene Ontology annotation, cellular component: ruffle membrane. NCBI's taxonomy places the organism in Eukaryota, Metazoa, Chordata, Mammalia, Artiodactyla, Suidae. Gene Ontology annotation, molecular function: phosphatidylinositol-4,5-bisphosphate phospholipase C activity; protein binding. Gene Ontology annotation, biological process: phosphatidylinositol metabolic process; phosphatidylinositol-mediated signaling; release of sequestered calcium ion into cytosol.